This is a messenger RNA of Panicum virgatum (switchgrass), 1799 nucleotides long. RefSeq names its product eukaryotic translation initiation factor 3 subunit E-like. Gene Ontology annotation, cellular component: nucleus; eukaryotic translation initiation factor 3 complex; cytoplasm. Gene Ontology annotation, biological process: translational initiation. The record is from RefSeq and is a predicted model, not a curated record. The coding region runs from base 110 to 1435 and encodes 441 amino acids. Gene Ontology annotation, molecular function: translation initiation factor activity. The transcript is spliced from 7 exons. NCBI's taxonomy places the organism in Eukaryota, Viridiplantae, Streptophyta, Magnoliopsida, Poales, Poaceae.
CCUGCGUUCGCUCUCCACUGACAAAACCCCCUGCUUUCACACCAACUCCUGCUUUCCGAUCCUCCCCCACCCCCGCAGCCGCCGCCAUCGCUCUUUGCACUGCCCAGCCAUGGCGGAGCACGACCUGACGGCGCGCCUGGCGCCGCACCUCGACCGCCACCUGGUGUUCCCGCUGCUGGAGUUCCUGCAGGAGCGGGGGCUCUACCCGGAGGAGGAGGUCCUGGCCGCCAAGCUCCGCCUCCUCGGCGGCACCAACAUGGUCGACUACGCCAUGGCCAUCCACAGGUCGCUCCACGGCACCGGCGAGGCCCCCGGCGACAUGGCGGCGCGCCGCGCCGAGGUCGUCGACAGGCUUGUGGCGCUCCAGACGGGCCCCGUGCUGCCGCUCUACGCGUUCCUGCGGGACCCGCAGCUCGUGCAGCUGCUCAGGCCGGACAAGCAGUACAACGUCAACAUGCUCCAGGAGCGCUUCCAGAUUGGUCCUGAUCAGAUUGAAGCCUUGUAUGAUGACGCUAAAUUUCAGUUUGAGUGUGGGUCCUAUUCUGAUGCUGCGGCCUACCUCUACCACUAUCGUGUUUUGUCCACAAACAGUGAGAGGAGUGUCAGAGCUUUAUGGGGGAUGUUGGCAUCAGGGAUUCUGAAUCGAAACUGGGAUGCUGCGCUCGAAGAGCUUAAUCGCUUAAAAGAGAUUAUCGAUUCAAAGAACUUCUCAUCACCUCUGAAUCAGCUCCAGAAUAGGAUAUGGCUGAUGCACUGGAGUCUCUUUAUCUUCUUUAACCAUGAAAAUGGUCGAAAUGGGAUCAUUGAUCUGUUCUUCCAAGACAGAUACUUGAAUGCUAUUCAGACAAAUGCACACCAUCUUCUGAGAUACCUAGCUAUUGCAGUUGUUGUGAACAAAAGGAGAAGGAAUAUGCUUAAAGAUCUGAUUAAAGUCAUUCAGCAGGAACAGCGUAGCUACAAAGACCCCGUAACUGAAUUCCUGGAAUGCUUGUAUGUGAACUAUGAUUUUGAUGGUGCGCAACAGAAAUUAAUGGAGUGUGAGCAGGUUAUAUUGAACGAUCCUUUUCUGGGAAAGCGCAUUGAAAUAGGAAAUUCCGUCACUGUUCCUUUGAGAGACGAAUUCUUUGAAAAUGCCCGUCUGUUUAUUUUUGAGACCUACUGCCGCAUACAUCGGUGCAUCGAUAUUAGCAUUCUUGCAGAAAAGCUGAACAUGAGGUACAGCGAGGCGGAAUUGUGGAUUAUGAACUUGGUUAAAGGUUUGAAACUGGAUGCCAAGAUUGAUUCAGUGUCAAGAACUCUUAUCAUGAGGGUCAACCGUGGUGAUGUGCAUGAGGAGAUUAUCGAGAGCUUAAAGAAUCUUAACACGCGGACCUACAUGCUAGCGCAAAGCAUUGUUGAGCCGGCUCAGGCAUCACAGACAGCUCAUGGAGAUUAGGCUGGUUGUGGCUGGUGCUGAUUUAUUGUGAGCCGCUAGCUGGUUGGUGGCUACUACUGAUUUAGUGUGAGAGAAAAGCACUGCUGGCUAGUUGGCUGAUAACUCAGCCGAUCAUAGUUUUGAGGCGGCAAGAAUGACAAGUACUUUGUGUUUGCCGUCUUUGUUUACUUAGAUGUUGUAGGGUUCAUAGGAAGGGGUAAAAGAAUUAUAGGAAAGGGAAAUAUAGGAAUGCAAAUGAUUGGAAAAAAUAUAGGAAAUUUGUAAGAACGUGUGUACGUACUUGUUUUAAAAAAGAAAGAGAUGAUGAGGGCUUGGAACAUAACGAUCGUGUAUAAAUCUCAUCUACUUGGAGUUUCUUCGAGCA